This is a messenger RNA of Neltuma alba, 1651 nucleotides long. Its product is annotated as tyrosine-specific transport protein. NCBI's taxonomy places the organism in Eukaryota, Viridiplantae, Streptophyta, Magnoliopsida, Fabales, Fabaceae. The transcript has 14 exons. The record is from RefSeq and is a predicted model, not a curated record. Gene Ontology annotation, biological process: amino acid transmembrane transport. The coding region runs from base 33 to 1550 and encodes 505 amino acids.
AACUUUAAACUUCCAAUUGAGCUUAACAAUUGAUGAUGUUUUCUUCUUCUCCUUCUUCCUCUUCUCCCACUUUUACUCCUCCUUUCUCUCAGGUUCCAAGAACCCUUUUGAUCCCACCAAGAAAUCAGCCGCUACCGUGGAAGCUUCCUCCUACAAUUCCCCAAUCAACUCCUCAGCAAAGCAUUUUCACUCCUGCCAGUUUUCUUCCCUGCGCUUUGAGCAGAAACCUCCAUAAAUGCUUCGUGCAGAGACAGUCCCAAUCCAAUGAAGAAAAGGAACAGGAGCGAGAUGAUCAAGAACUCGAAAUUGAGCGGCUAUUCUCGAACCUCAACCAAGCAACUUUGAAAAGGGAACCUGGAAGCUUAUCCAGUGCAAUUUUCCUGGUUGCAGGCACCACGGUGGGAGCUGGAAUCCUUGCAAUUCCUGCUGUAACACAAGAGUCAGGCUUUUUAGCCUCUGCUGUCGUAUGCAUCCUCUGUUGGCUAUUCAUGGUUGUGACAGGUUUGCUCAUCGCCGAAGUUAAUGUCAAUACCAUGUGUGAACUAGGUUCUGGUGGUGUGUCGCUGUUAAUUUCAGGUAUCAAUGGCCAGGAGAACUUUAGGGACAGCAGGAGUUCAAAUUGCAUGUUGGUCAUACAUCUUCAUCCAUUAUGCCCUCCUUGUUGCAUAUGUAGCUCGUUCUUCAGAUAUAUUGACAAAUUUUCUUGGAAUUCCCUCAUGGGGAAGUGCUACUUUGUUUUCAUUGGUUUUCGGAGGCGUAUGCUUUUUUGGAAGCGCUUUAUAGGUGCAGUUAACGGGACUCUUGUCCUUGGAAUCGUUAGUUCUUUUGCAGCUCUUUUGGCAGUGGCAAGUGGGGAACUGCACUGGGAUGCUCUUCUUAAGGCCAACUUCCAAGCAGCUCCUAUGAGUAUACCUAUUAUUGCGCUUUCUUUUGUUUACCAGAAUGUGGUGCCUGUUCUUUGCUCGAAUCUUGAAGGGGACUUAUCAAAAGUAAGGAGUGCAAUUGUCCUAGGCACCGGUAUACCUCUUGCUCUCUUUCUGGUCUGGAAUGCUGUUAUCCUUGGAACUGUUGGUAAUAAUGAAGUGGGAAUGGACCCAUUAGAACAAUUGAGAUCCACAAAUGGAAUAGUUGGACCUAUAGUUGAAGCAUUCUCGCUUCUUGCAAUUGCAACAUCUUACAUCGGAUUCGUUUUGGGUUUGUCAGACUUUCUUGCAGACUUGUUGCAGUUCCCAUCUGGUCAAAACAAGCCCCUGCCAUUCGUUUUAGCUUUAGUCCCACCGCUGGUACUCUCAUCGUUGGACCCAGAAAUAUUUUUCAAAGCCUUAGACUUUGCUGGAACCUAUGGAGUGUUGGUGCUCUUUGGAAUUAUUCCAGCAGCAAUGUCCUGGUCUGAUAGGUACUCAAAUUCGAAUUCAGAUUCAUCUCCAACUGUGAAACUACCUGAGCUCGUUCCCGGAGGGAAGAUAACUCUACUUCUGGUUCUUGGAGGUGCUGGAUAUGUUGUUCUUUCUGAAUUGCUUGAGAACUUCCAGAGCCUUCAAAAGAUUUAAUUUUCUUUUUUCCAUUUUUCGACGAUAAAUGAAGUAUAUCUUACUAUAAUGUAAAGGAGUGCCUUGGAAUGAGUGGUUCCGUACAGAUUUCAUCCAUCUCU